CUUUCGAAUUGCCGUCCUUGUCCUCACUCUCCCUCACCUCAUCUAAUUAUCCGUUUGGGGAAAACUCUACCGUGAUACCAACGGCAAAACCAACGCCGAAACAGGAAAGAACGACAAUAGAAGAAAGCAUACUAACCCUAAAAAUGGCAAUCGCGCAAAAGAGGCCUAAGAGGAAUGCGAAAACGUUCUUCUGAUAAUCCAUUCCAACAGAAACGAUAAAAUUGCACAAGGCCUACGACUCGCCACCCGCGUCUGUACUACCCACCCAGAUCGUCCCAACCUCCGCACAUAUUCGAGGAACAAGAAUUGCGCGCACCGGAAGGAAUGCCAAAGAUAACUAUCGAAACCUGAGUGUUCAGAAGAUUAAUGGUUUUCUUCGCAAUUACGAAUUCCAUUAUUUCAUCGAAGAGGCGUUCUUCUUCAAUUUCACCGUUGAAGACUACGUGCAGUGCUACUCUGCUGCAACGACAGAGGUCGAUGAUGUUGAAAACAACAAAACGACAUGUCGUCACGUGCCUCAUCGAAAAUACUUGGUGACUUGUGUGCUGUGGUGCGGAUCAGUUGUUUGAGAAAUUGGGCGAGAAAAGGAGUAAGUAUAGAUAUUGGAAGACAAGACAUGAACCCUAGGCCACUGGUGCCAUUGGUUAGGACGGCUGCAGUUAUCUUUGGUGGAGUAGUCACUCUCAACUUGACUUCCACUGUUACCAUUAAAUUGCUUCGCUUUGCGUCUGAGAAGAAACGGGAAAAAGCUGCGUUGCCGUGCAGGGCUUGUAGAGGGAAGGGGUUUUAUAUAUGCAAACUGUGCAAUGGGAAUGCCACCAUAGCUUGGUCGCCCAUGUUCGACCCUAUUGCAAUUAACCCCUGCGUUUGUCCUACUUGCGAAGGAAACAGGGUUCAGCGUUGUUUGAACUGUCUGGGAAAAGGCUAUGACUGACUAUUAUGAGAUUUUGAGAUGGAUAGUGCUGCAUUUAUUUUGUUCUGUGAUGGAUGAUGAUUAAGCGAGUGACUUGAUCAAGAUUAUUUUGAGUUCUGUAAUAAAUCGUGGCCUACAAAAAUGAGGAAUCAUCGCAACCUUUUCUGUGGCUUGGCGGUGCUCCUUGGAGAUGCUGACGGGCUUUAAACUUAAUUUGCCUGUAUACUGGCUCUCUCAUCACUAGCUUACAAUUAUAACUUUUAAGUAUAUUAUAAUUUUUCAUGUUUUUGUUUUUGUUAUAGCUUGCAGAAGUGGGUUGCUUUUUGUUUACACAUCAUGUCAGGUUAAGUUGUGUAAGAAAAUAAAAUUUCUAGUAUCGAGAUGUAGUCUUCUGUGCAGAGUGUGAUUUGGACAUGAAGUUGCAGUGAACAAUAAUAGUGUUUGAAGAAGUAUAAUUUAAGGACUGGAUAAGUUGAACGCAGAGGUGCGUUAAAUGUCUAUGGUUCAACUCAUAAAUCUUAUGAAGGUUGUCAGCCAAUGCGUUUUAGCAACGGAAGAUAUCACUUUAGUAGAGCAUAUGUACCAAACAAGAUAAACCUUUGUUCUGGUAAUAUAAUCUUUAUCGUCAAAGAAUUUGUAAUUGCUUCUCCAGAUGUCCCCUAAGCCAAAAUUUUCUCCCUCAGGAACAGUUCUUCCAGUUUAGUUCAUAUCCAAAACAGAGUUAGUAGACGAACUUCGAGUAGAACCCAAAUCCAACUCACGAUUUUCCUAUGAUCAUCAACAAAAUUCAAUGCCCUGUUCUCAACAAUAGGCAGUGUACCAUUUCUUCUAGUUGAAUCAAAUGUUCUAUUCAGUGUU
This is a messenger RNA of Vigna radiata var. radiata (mung bean), 1771 nucleotides long. RefSeq lists its product as uncharacterized. NCBI's taxonomy places the organism in Eukaryota, Viridiplantae, Streptophyta, Magnoliopsida, Fabales, Fabaceae. The record is from RefSeq and is a predicted model, not a curated record. Bases 503 to 934 code for a protein of 143 amino acids. The transcript has 4 exons.